CAACCAUCAGUCCACACACAAACAGCUGAUCUGAGAUGAAGAAUAGGCGGAGCUCUCGAUGCUAAGCCCUUUGGAGAAAUAACUAAAACCCCCCCUUUUCCUUCUCGCCAACGAUGAAGCAGGAGAAGAAACGAGAGCGGCCAUUGUUAGCUACGAACCCGACGAUAGCCGCGAGAUUUGAUGAGUCUCCGCUGGUAGUUUCCGAGCUCCGGGCUGACAGACAUUCUAUUCUUUUGCUGCUACUGUUGCAUCUGGUUCUCCAAGGUACGGCAUUUUCUGGCAUUUCACAAGUGAUCGGCGAUUUAAAACCAAUUUGGUUUCUUGUUGUGGGAUAUGGAGGUUCCAUUGUUGCGCUACCACUGCCUUUCUCGGGAUCAAAUUAGGAACAACUGUGGUUUCCCUUCCUCCUCAGAUCAUAGAUCUCUGUUUCCUGGGUAUCGUUCCUCAAUCUGCGAGGGCAUUUGGAGGAAACCGUUUGGUAGAUUCCGGUGUGCUUCUUCGCUAAAUCCGGGACUAAAACCUCGUCCUAUCCCAAUUCCUACCAGAAUCGAUAAUGAUGUGAAUGAAAUUGUCGAAUUUGACGAUGCCCGGAUGAAAAAACCGAGUGCUUCACUCUGUAGUCAGAUAGAGAAGUUAGUCCUGUGCGGAAGGUAUAGACAAGCGCUUGAUUUGUUUGAGAUAUUUGAGCUUGAAGGUGGGUUUGAUGUCGAUGUGGAUACAUAUGAUGCGCUAAUCAGAGCUUGUAUAGGGUUAAGAUCUGUUCGAGGAGUCAAGAGGAUAUACCAUUACAUGAAAUCUAAUGGGUUUGAACCUGAUAUCUACAUGAGAAACAGAGUGCUGCUCAUGCAUAUAAAAAGUGGUCUGAUGGAGGAAGCACGCCUUUUAUUUGAUGAAAUGCCAGAAAAGAAUCUAAUUUCAUGGACUACAAUCAUGGGUGGGCUUCUAGAUAUUGGAGAGUACUUGGAGGCGUUUAGAUUAUUCCUGCUUAUGUGGGAAGAUUUUUCCGAAGGUGAUCCACGCUUGUUUUCCACAACGAUCAGAGCUUGCACCGGACUUGGAUCAGUCUCUAUCGGGAAGCAAUUACAUGCCUGUAUGCUGAAAAUGGGAGCGGUGCACAACAUAUUCAUUUCUUGUUCGCUUAUCGAUAUGUAUAGCAAGUGUGGUGCUAUAGAAGAUGCUCGUUUUAUUUUUGAGGAUAUGCCAGAGAAAACAACUGUAGGAUGGAAUACAAUGAUUACUGGGUAUGCCCUUCAUGGUUACAGUGAAGAAGCUGUGGACUUGUUCUUCCAAAUGAGUGAUUCUGGUGUUAAAAUGGAUCACUUCACGAUUUCACUAAUCGUGAGGGUAUGUGCAAGGUUGGCUUCUUUGGAUUAUGCUAAGCAAGCACAUGCUGCUUUAUACCGGCAGAACUUUGGAUCAGAUAUGGUGGCAAAUACAACACUUGUAGACUUGUAUAGCAAAUGGGGGAGAAUAGAAUAUGCUCGGCAUGUUUUCGAGCAGAUGCCUUGUAAGAAUGUGCUUUCCUGGAAUGCGCUGAUCUCCGGAUACAGUAACCGCGGUCAAGGCAGUGAAGCAAUUGAGUUGUUUGACCGGAUGAUCCACGAAAAAAUGAGGCCGACUCACAUUACAUUUCAUGCUGUACUAUCUGCUUGUUGCUAUUCUGAUUUAUCAGUACAAGGGUGGGAAAUUUUUAAAUCAAUGGAGACUGAUCAUGGGAUCAAGCCACGGGCGAUGCACUAUGCAAUCAUGAUCGAACUACUGGGUAGAGACGGGUUGAUUGAUGAAGCUUUUGCUUUGCUCAGAGGAGCUCCCUUCAACCCCACAGUAAACAUGUGGGCUGCACUUGUAACAGCUUGUCGAAUGGAGGAAAAUUUAGAGCUUGGAAGAUAUGCAGCUGAGAAGCUCUACGGAAUGGAACCGGAAAAGUUGAACAAUUACAUUGUUCUUCUCAACAUAUACAAGAGUUCUUCUGGCAGCUCAAAGGAAGCAGCUGCUGCAAUCCUCAACACCAUAAGAAGAAAGGGUAUGAAUAUUCUUCCAGCUUGUAGUUGGAUUGAAGUAGGAAGACGGGUGCAUGUUCUCCACUUUGGAGAUAAGUCUCAUCCACUAAGCAAGGAGGUUCAUGAGAAGGUGGAUGAGCUGAUCAAGCAGAUAUCCAAACAUGGGUAUGCUCCUGGGGAGAAAACGGUGCUUCCGGAUGUAGAUGAAAUAGACCAGAAGAAGAAACCGGGGUAUCAUAGUGAGAUGUUGGCUGUGGGUUUAGGGGUAAUGAGCAGUCCUUGGUGGAAGCAGUUGCAGGUGGUUCAGGGUCACAGGAUCUGUGGUGACUGUCAUGAAGCAAUCAAGUUGAUAUCAAUGUUGAAGAGGAGGGAAAUUAUAGUCAGAGAUGCCAGUAGAUUCCAUCAUUUCAGUGACGGACAUUGUUCCUGUGGGGAUUACUGGUGAAAGAGCUUAAUUUUUCUUUUUGUUGUUACCUUUGUGGGCUGAUUCUUUCUGUUAGUAGUUGCAUAAUUAAUUACAGUCCGAAAAUAGAAUAGAAUAGUAUACUUAACAUAAGCACUAUUAGAAAAUGUUUUCUCUGAAUUCUUACCACAUUGCUAUGCUUAUAAUGAACCAUAAUGCUUUCUAUCAUUGUGUGUUUAUCCGAAGAUCUCUUGUAUUCUUGUGAAUUCCCAGACCAGAAGUUACCUCUGACGUUGUGUUAAAUGGAUUGGGAGCAUUGAGAUUUGAGAUACUAGGUUACUUUCUGUGGGAUGUUUCCUUUUAUGCAAUAUCUAUGGCUGUAUCCUACUGCAUUCACUUGGCUUUAUUGGUGGUUGCUUGAAAUUGAGAUGCUAGCUAUUUGUGUUAGAUGUGUACUUAUCCAUGGUAAAGUAAGUUAUAGCCUUGUUCUGGUCUAGCAUUUCUACGGUUACCAAAAACAAAGAGCUGCGAAAAUAUUCAAUCUUUUUCUCGUAGAGGACAUUUUGCUGCAGAUGCAGAUUUCUGUUGAAGAUUUGGAAGUACCACUGAGAAAUCAAGCAGAUGUUGUGGGCUCACUUACUGCUGCAGCUGAUCAGAGCGAACUUGGAAGAAUCAGUGGAAUACAUCCUCCAAGUUCUAUGGCAGAACCGGAUAACCGGUCUGACGCCAUGCGUCCUCAAAUCCUCUCCACAACAUGCUUCAACAGCAGAACUGAUCGGUCCUCCACAAUCCUGUCUGUACAACAGUUGCUUUUCCCCCCUUACCCCCUCUUUGGUUCGGUUUAACUAUGGCUUUACGAUCCCCUUCCCUAUCGGAGGUGGGUUUACGAGACUUAUGCAGAGACGAAAUCCAUAACCUGUUUGCGGAGUAAGUCUCAGGGAGUCAGACCCCACAAGUUUCAGAAACAAUGGAGCGAAACCGCUAACCUUCUGUGGUGCUGUUGCAGUUGGCUUAUAUGGCUCAAUUUCUGUUGAGGUUAACCACAACCGAUCGCCGGCCUUAUGACUCCACAAGUUUCAGAAACAACGGAGGGAGGAGGUGGCAAAAGAAUGUAUGUUAGGAUCCAUUGAAGAUCGUUGCAAUUACCAAACAGAGUAAAAAACAAACAAAAAAUGAUUGUGAAAGGAAGGGGGGACAGUUUGCUUUCCUACUUUAUCGUAUGUACUGUGGAUAUAUCAAUGUCAGUCUUCUUGAUGUAGAAAGCUUUCUUUCUGCUCAAUUAUUGUUUUACCGAGCAAUCAUCAUCAUUCAUCGAUUAAUCUGUGAAUUGGUGAUAUCAUCAUCUACAAGACUACAACUAGAAAAAGUAACAAUUGACCUCUCGGUUGUCUUCUGUCUUUGUCAUGACAUCAGCUCUGUCCCUCAGCAAUCCACCCCUUAGCCUGAUCGCUUGAAUGAGUUAAUACCCACUAGUUUUCAUUGCCCGCGCUUCGCGUCGGGAAGGGUGUUCAUCUAGAUUUAUAGUUGUGUGGUCUGCUGGUUAAAGGUAACACAAUGAAAAUACUACAUGAUA
This is a messenger RNA of Linum trigynum, 3976 nucleotides long. NCBI's taxonomy places the organism in Eukaryota, Viridiplantae, Streptophyta, Magnoliopsida, Malpighiales, Linaceae. The record is from the annotation of a GenBank genome assembly.